Molecule: messenger RNA, 360 nt
Organism: Plasmodium knowlesi strain H
Lineage: Eukaryota; Apicomplexa; Aconoidasida; Haemosporida; Plasmodiidae
Exons: 4
Coding region: 1-360 (119 amino acids)
Biological process (GO): translation
Cellular component (GO): ribosome
Molecular function (GO): structural constituent of ribosome
Source: RefSeq, a predicted model, not a curated record
AUGUUCUUCCUAAGCAGUGUAUUAUUUCGAUCCAAAAGCAAAAGGGUCCAUGUAAAUUUAAUUUCCUCAUGUGCAAGUAACUACAUCUACUCGACGUAUAUUUCACCGAGCAAGUCCAAAUUCCGCUUGUCCCUGAGGAAGCACGACCCCGUAGUUAAUCGUCACGUCAUGUUCUACCAAAAGCACACAAAGUCCAAAUCGAAAAAGAGGCUAACCAUGCACGGGAUUAAUUAUGCUCGCUUUACAGGAAAAAACAAAAACCUGAGGCCUCUUUUGAAGAGAGUAGAGAAGUCCUACCUGUUUGGAAAAUUCAACAAACUCAUAGACAACACGUACAGGAGUCUGCCAAGAAUGAGUUGA